This is a messenger RNA of Astyanax mexicanus (Mexican tetra), 1833 nucleotides long. RefSeq names its product core histone macro-H2A.2. Gene Ontology annotation, molecular function: structural constituent of chromatin; protein heterodimerization activity; DNA binding. Lineage: Eukaryota; Metazoa; Chordata; Actinopteri; Characiformes; Acestrorhamphidae. The transcript is spliced from 10 exons. Gene Ontology annotation, biological process: nucleosome assembly. Gene Ontology annotation, cellular component: nucleosome. Bases 215 to 1318 code for a protein of 367 amino acids. The record is from RefSeq and is a predicted model, not a curated record.
GCUGUAGUUUUCUCUUUUUUUCUUUUUUUUUUAAGGAAGAAGAAGGGCUCAACAUAAGGACAUACAACAAUACGGAGAAAUAAGGGCCAGGGUUCCUCGCGGCGUCGUCUACAGAAAUAUCUGCGCUUUAUAUGCGGCGUUAGUCGGAGACAACAGGUAAUCCAUCCAGUGACACUGUGAGCCAGUAGGAGGUGAGAAGUGCAUCUGCAGCAACAUGUCGGCCAGAGGAGGGAAAAAGAAGACCACCAAACUGUCCCGCUCAUCCCGGGCAGGGGUCAUUUUUCCAGUUGGGAGAAUGAUGAGAUAUCUGCGCACAGGCACCCAUAAGUAUCGCAUUGGCAUGGGUGCACCUGUAUACAUGGCAGCUGUCAUUGAGUACCUGGCAGCUGAAAUUUUGGAGUUGGCUGGUAAUGCAGCAAGAGAUAACAAGAAAGGCAGAAUUACUCCUCGGCACAUCAAGCUAGCUGUGGCUAAUGAUGAGGAGCUGAACCAGCUGCUCAGAGGGGUGACUAUCUCUAAUGGUGGUGUUUUGCCUCGUAUCCAUCCUGAGCUGCUCUCCAAGAAGAGAGGAAGCAGAGUGAAGGUUGACUCUCAGGCGAUCACCCCAGAGAAGACGGAGAAACAAUCCAAGAGCAACAAGAGAUCUGCCAAAAAGGGCAGAGGAAAACCAGGCCGCAAACCCAGGAAGACUACAGAGAACGACAAAGAUGGAUCCAACACAGUGGAUGAUGGACCAGGAGAGGGAUUUACUAUUCUCUCAGCGAAGAGUUUGUUCCUGGGACAAAAGUUGUCUCUUACAGAGAGCGAGCUGAGCAAGAUUGGAAACAUCAAAGUGGAGGGAAUUAUUAAUCCCACAAAUGCAGAUAUUGAUCUGAAAGAUGGAGUUGGGAAUGCCCUGGAGAAGGCUGGGGGGAAGGAUUUCCUGGAUGCUGUGAAAGAACUGAGGAAAUCACACAGUCCUUUGGAGGUCGCGUCAGCCGUGGUUAGCCAGGCUAGCGGUAUGGCAGCACGUUUCAUCAUCCACUGCAACGUCCCGCAGUGGGGCUCUGAGAGGUGUGAGGAUCAGCUGGAGAAGACCGUGAAAAACUGCCUCUCUGCUGCAGAAGAGAAGAAGCUCAAAUCUGUGGCCUUCCCAUCUCUGCCAGCUGGAAGAAAUGGUUUCCCAAAGCAAACUGCAGCCCAGCUGAUACUGAAGGCCAUUUCAAACCAUUUUGUUUCCGCAACCACCUCCUCACUGAAGAACAUUUACUUUGUGCUCUUUGACAGUGAGAGCAUCGGGAUCUAUCUGCAGGAAAUGGCCAAGAUGGACAGCAAGUGAUCAGCAUCGUCCCACCGCGGGUUUGUUGUGUUUUUAGGUUUCAUAGCCUGGAUGCUAGUCUGUUUAAAUGUUCUUCAGAUGAAUCGUCUGUACCUCAUAAUUUUUUGGUCAUUGAAACAAAUUUGAAUUGGCAGAAAUUAGCAUCCAGGCUAUCAGCAGCAGCAAGCAGGUGGUUUUCCCAGUUCGUAUAGCGAGACUGAAGGUACUAUAGGUAUAUUCAGAACAGAAGGUGUAUAAACAAGGCUGUUUGUGAGUGAAGUACUGUACGCAUUUAUGUUACACUGUUCUCCUUUAUGGCACCAGUUCAAGUAGAUAAAAAUUAAUUUUUGCCAUUUCUAUUCUUAGACUGAUCUUGUUUUUACAUUCCAUGUUGUACAAAGACUUUUGACCAUUGUUUUGCAGCUAGAUUCCCUGUGUAGUUUCUGAUACAGUUAGUUUACUAAGAAAAAGUGUUUCUCAUUCUGAUUUGAAAUAAAACCAGAUGUUUUACACCAUACAUCAGGUGUAAUCACUGA